Molecule: messenger RNA, 1468 nt
Organism: Amoebophrya sp. A25
Lineage: Eukaryota; Dinophyceae; Syndiniales; Amoebophryaceae
Source: the annotation of a GenBank genome assembly
AAAAUUGUCUUAUAGCAUUUUACGCGUAAGCUUAGUGGUUUUUUUUUUUGAUUCAUUAACUUUUUUCAGUUGUUUCAUCUUAUCGCCGUUUCCCUUUCAUCGUUCAUGCAAGGUCAAACUCGAUAAGUUCUUUCUCACACCAAGGUCAGACUAUGUAUGAACACUAUCAUCAUCAAAUUUGAACUGAGUAGACUACAAGUAUAGACGGAACAGGAAACCUAGGAGUUUUCAACCGAGCACUAGUAGAUAAGAAUCAGAAAAAGACAAAUCAUGACGAAACGGCCGAAAUGUCUUGGCGACACGAAGCCUGUCGCCGAGAUGUCGCCGCAAACUUUGAUGGACAACGGAUUUCGCCAAAUCGAAAAUGGAAACUUUGUGCGUGGGUAAAUUUAUACAAAUACCCACUAAUUUAGAUUUUCUGUGCUUUUGCAGUUCUACCGCUGUAUUGUAGAGACAGAUUGAUAAUGAUAGAAUAGUGUGUGAAAAUAGAUGCUGCAUGAUUACACUCUACGAAGUUGUUGAACAUGACUAGUGUUGGCUUAAAAACAGCAAUAUGAUAUCAUAAUUGUUCCAACCUGGUAUCAAUACCCAACACAGAGCCUCUCCUUGUGGGUACGAGUUCGCAAAUCCCAGGCCCUGCCGACACGGUAAGCACGAGUACAACACGACCUACUCCGCUCCCCGCGGCAGUAGGGCACCUGGUGACUAUCAGGACACUCACAAUGGGCGCGGCUUCACGCAACCGCACGUGAAGGCGAAAAAAGAAUUGCGACAGAAUUACGUCAUCGAACCACCAGAGUACUGCUUGAAGGAGCGCAACAAAGGAGACGGCAAGUCGAAAGGAAAGGAAUGUAACUCCUCUGAUGAUGCCGACGAGUACAGCAAGGGCAAACGCAAAGGGAAGAAUGGUUACUACUUCUCCGAUGAUGACGACGAGUACAGCAAGGGCAAAGGGAAGAAAGGUUACGACUCUGAUGAUGACGAUUGCUGGAAGAAGGGAAAAGGAAAGAUGAAAGGUGACUCACCGCCGAAGGGAACAGGCAGCAAGGGAGGCGUGCGAUACUCUCUUCCCGAUGGUGGAUUUGGCUAUAGGCACGACAAUGGUGCCUUCUUCGAGCGUGAUGGGAAGGGGGACGACAGAUACGAAUUUCCAGACGGUCACGGAUGGACGCGAAGCAAGGGUGACGGCAUGAAGCAUCAUUUUUCGCCAUCGCGGUCGGACUCGCCGACUCGGUGCAGCUCAGGUUCAUCCCACGACGACUAAUAAAUUAGAUUAAUAUAAAUAUUCAUGAAGAUCCAUCAAGGUCAAGCCAACAUUUCUGAGGUUUCGAAUGGAGUUCCAAGAACGAUUACACCUAAAAUGAUCAGCAAUCUACACUGUGAAAUGGGCUGUGUUUAUGCACCACUUUCGGGUUUUCCGAUCAUGACGAAAAAUUUAUCGGCAGAGUUAUCUGUGAAGGGCAGCCAC